Darwinula stevensoni is the source of this 1242-nucleotide messenger RNA. The record is from the annotation of a GenBank genome assembly. NCBI's taxonomy places the organism in Eukaryota, Metazoa, Arthropoda, Ostracoda, Podocopida, Darwinulidae.
AUGAUCUUAACACGAAGAUUCCCCAUGGUAGUGCUGAACACUGAUGACCGCACCUCACCCUCGCAUCUCUUUGAAGAGGCCUCGUGGUUCUCUCUGGCAACUGCACGGGAACGGCUGCACCAGAAUGCUUGUGAGAUCUCCUUGGGUUCCCUGUCCAUUCUGAAAUCAUGCAUCGAUCAAUUCGGAUUCAUACGAAGAGAACUAUGGGUAAGAGCCGAGACGAUUGCCAGGAACGGGAACCUUGACCCUGGUUCGAGGAUGACAAACACGGGAGCAACUGAAGAGGAUUUUCAAAAUUCUUUGGCCGAUGCGAUGACCGAACCGAAUGAUAGUCUGGAACUCGAGAAGAAGCACACAGAGGAGAAAGCUACUGGUCCUAAAGAAAUGGAAGGAAUCUCUAGAAAGAACAAAAGAGAGUCUCGAACACCUUCGAGACCGGGUGAAAAAGGGAAAACCAUCCUUCGCGAGAUCCAAGAAUUCGAAGGAGAAACCACGACGAUAGGAACACUUGUGGGAGAUUUCUUCGCAGCGGAACUACAGAUCCCUGACAACAUGAUUGCCAGCGCAAUGAGCUUCAUAUAUGGGGUUUACAACCUGGCUAAAUUCGAGGAUCACGAAUGGAACGAGGACCCACUUCUCCGGUACGUCUUUUCGAGACUCGACAGCUUGGACGGCAUCGAAACCGGUGUUUCGUGUUUCCUGAUGUCUCUUCUUGGAUGGAGUAUCGCAUACGGAGUUGCAUCCGUCGUUCUCUUUUACGCCGCCCUACGGAACCACGCCAUUCUGCACGUGCCCUGGUUGAUUCUGCAUCUGAUUUCCAUUCUGGGUUGCCUGAUCGUUGGAAGCAUCCUUCUCGAAGCCACGAAUGCCCUUCGGAAGUCUUUCGCUCCAAAACUCCUCAUGUUCAUCGUACUCAUCGUGGGGAUGAUCUACGGGUGGAUGGUGGUGGCAAGCAAUUUCUGUCGAGAGAAACACAUGGAGGAAGAUGUGUUCCCCGAGGAGGAAUACGAUCAUCGUGGCAUGAGAAAUCAUUCAGGGCUCUCAGCUAAGCUCUCGCGCGAGGAAUAUCUGCCAGAAGUCCAGAUCAGAGACGAGACUUUCCAUUUCCCUUUGACAGCCCCUUAUCCCACUCCGAUCAGGAACCAUGGAGUGGAACUGAGAAAGAAGGCUUUCUAUCUGCCUCCAAUCAUCCCUUAUCAGCUAUCGACUGGAAACAUGCAAAAACUCCAAGGUUUUAUCUAA